Molecule: messenger RNA, 2325 nt
Organism: Candoia aspera
Lineage: Eukaryota; Metazoa; Chordata; Lepidosauria; Squamata; Candoiidae
Gene: CORO2A
Product: coronin 2A
Exons: 12
Coding region: 368-1942 (524 amino acids)
Molecular function (GO): actin filament binding
Source: RefSeq, a predicted model, not a curated record
CAGUGACUUCGCAGGCGUGCGCCCUGCCUACCGAGCGUGCUUGCUGCAAGCAGGCGGAUCUUUAAUAUUAGGACUGGCUGUCUUUUUUUUUUUUUAAGCGGGUGGGAGAUAAUCAAAAGAAUUUGAUUCUCCCGUGAUUUUUUUUUAAACUGGUGUCUUGCGAUGCUUGCAUGUAAAACUAUAAAGCUAGACGUGGUCAUGAAUGAACGGGAUUCUUUGCUCGCGCAGCAACACCUGUAAGGGGAGAGGGUAGGAAAGGCGAAGGCGGAGGUGUGGUGCAGACAGGAGCCGAGAUUUUUGCUGCAGAAAGACAAGACUGGUACCAGACGGGCACCCCGACAUAACACAUUUAAAAAAUCCAGCCUGCAUGACCGUCACGAAGAUGUCAUGGAAUCCUCAGUAUCAGACUUCAAAAUUCCGCCACGUUUAUGGCAAGGCCGCCAGUAAGGAGAACUGCUACGACAACGUGCCCAUCACCCACAGUGUCUAUGACAACCAGUUCUGUGCUGUCAAUCCUCAUUUCAUUGCUGUGGUGACAGAAUGUACAGGUGGAGGAGCUUUUCUUGUCAUACCAAUCAGUCAAACAGGAAAACUUGACUCGCAUUACCCUCGCGUCUGUGGGCAUAGAGGAAAUGUAUUAGACAUCAAAUGGAACCCUUUCGAUGACUUUGUAAUAGCAUCAUGUUCUGAAGAUGCCACUGUUAAGGUCUGGAAUAUCCCCCAGCACUUGCUAACGAAAAGCAUCACGGAUGCCCAGAAGGAGCUUCUUGGCCACUCCAGAAGGGUGGGGCUUAUCGAAUGGCACCCAACUGCAAGUAACAUCCUCUUCAGCACUGGUUACGAUUACAAAAUCAUGAUCUGGAACCUUGAUACCAAAGAAUGUACAAUUCAGACGCCGAUAAAGACAAUUGGUUUCCAUACAGAUGUCAUCCUCUCCAUGUCAUUCAACACAGAUGGCAGCCUCUUAGCCACAGUCUGCAGGGACAGGAAAAUAAGGAUCAUUGACCCGCGAGCAGGAACUGUCUUUCAGGAAGCAAGCAGCAAGUCUCACCGAGCGAAUAAAGUUGUGUUUCUAGGAAACCUGAAAAAGCUGCUCACCACAGGGACAUCCAGGUGGAAUAAUAGGCAGAUUGCCCUCUGGGAUCAGGAUGAUCUUUCUGUACCUUUACUUGAGGAGGAUGUGGAUGGGUCAUCAGGCCUCUUGUUUCCUUUCUAUGAUACUGACACACAUAUGUUGUAUGUGUUAAGCAGGGGAGAUGGGAACAUCAGGUACUAUGAGAUAAGUUUGGAGAAACCAUACCUAAAUUACCUGAUGGAAUAUCGCUCUCCGUUGCCCCAGAAAGGAAUUGGUGUCAUGCCCAAGAGGGGCCUGGAUGUCUGUGCCUGUGAGAUCUUCCGGUUUUAUAAACUGAUUCCAGUCAAAAGCCUGAUUGAACCUAUUUCUAUGAUUGUGCCCCGCCGGUCUGAAUCGUACCAGGAAGACAUCUAUCCAAUGACAGCUGGGGUCCAGCCAGCAUUGACAGCACAAGAGUGGCUGAGUGGCACUAAUAAAGGUCCUGUCUUGAUGUCCCUGAGACCAGGUUCUAUGAUCUUCAAUUCCUUACCACCAUUUCUUGAAAAGGAGAUCUCCAUGGAAGCAACUAAGCCUAUCCAGUGCUGGGACAGAGUGGCUGAUACCACAGAAAAGUCAAGCAAAAUCCAGGAGAAAUGGGGGGCCAGGAAGACUGAGGAAAGACAACAGGAAAACAGACGAAUGAAGCUAUCUAAUGGCCUUGAUAUGUGCGAAUGUCCUCCACCUAAAACAGAAAAUGAGCUGCUACAGAUGUUUUAUCGACAACAGGAAGAAAUUCGGCGACUCCGUGAAGCGCUGAUCCAACGGGAUGUUCAGAUCAAACAGCUAGAGCUUGAGAUCAAAAACCGUGUGGAUUCUCACCAGUUUUGACAGGAUACCAUUUGUCAGUCUUUGAAUUUCAGAACAGAUGUUGCCUGAAAUUACUGUAUUUUGGAGAUGAUAGAUUAGAAGAAGAACUUCAUGUUGAUUGGCAACUUAUUGCCUACCUUGAGUGCCCAUAUCCUGCAAGCUGGAAGUUGCUGGCAUUUUUUGCGGUGCUCUAUUUAUUGGACUCAUUCUUUGCAGGAAACUCUGUAUUUCAUAGUAGUCCCAUAACAACUCAGUUGGAGGUGUCUCAAGGUGAAGGCAGAACCUGUCUGGGUAUGCUGAACAUCCUUUCAGUCCCCAGUAGACAACUGAACUUGGAAGUGUGGUUGCUUGGACUCUUUCAGGCUGUUCAGCACUCAACUCUUUCCACAUGGAGGUGAACCAAA